Molecule: messenger RNA, 984 nt
Organism: Penicillium bovifimosum
Lineage: Eukaryota; Fungi; Ascomycota; Eurotiomycetes; Eurotiales; Aspergillaceae
Exons: 3
Source: RefSeq, a predicted model, not a curated record
UUGGUGAAGCUACUCAAGUUGACUGAGAACAACCACGCGAUGGUCGAAACGACUGAGGAAUUUCAACAGGUGGUGAGAGACUUCAAUCUCUCACCUCCGACGUGGUGGGACAAGAUACGAUUUCACUGGGGUGAAAAGAGCUGGAGUUGCCCGGAACAUCUCAUAUACCUAUGGGACGAUCUUCGCAUAAUCACUGGUCGAAAGGGCCAUAAGCACCCACUCUUCCCACUAAGGACGGAAUCCCUUCUCCUCACGCUACUUGCACACAAGAUCAUAGAGCAAGGCCUCGACACCGACGGAUCCAUAACCCCGCCGCACUGGAGCUUUCAGUGUCAGUUUGACAGGGCGGGACUGAAUGACGGGCAAAGCCCAGCUCUCAUCGACUACGUUCUGUGGUAUGGACACCACUGCGAGCUGGAAACAAAUAUGAUAGUCAUGAAGUCCAGCAACCCAGCCUCUGAGAGCUGGAAGUUGCUUGAAAAUAUGGCGCUCCUACACAAUACUCGCAAGCUCGCAAGGAAAGACGCGUCUAUCCAUGGUGUGAUGACUGACGGAUCAACAUGGAUAUUCAUGCAUAUCAACAAUGGGAGCCGGUAUAUGAUUGUUAAGACACUCUCUUGGGAUAAAGAGCAACAUCGGAUUAUCGGGCGGAUCGAAUACAUUGUCAGUAAGGCAUUUCAUUGUCACAGAGAGACACUGGCGCACUCUGCCACUCGGAAGAAUCCUGUUUGCCGGGAGUGCGGGCAUCACGCUGCGAAGAAGCCCGUCGUCGAGACGCUCGCUGAGAAGAAACUCAUUCCGACCAGUCGUCCGCAUCAUAACAGUCGCCGUGGCUGCCCCGUUGAGAAAAAGCCCGUUGCCAUGGCGUCCGAUGGUCCCAAACAUAGCACCCCUAUUCAUGCUAACUCGAAUGCAUUUUUCCAUUCGCAAAUGUUUUUCAUGCCCCUCGCCAACUGCUUCCAUGCCAGUAAUAAAACAAAGUGA